This is a messenger RNA of Pelodiscus sinensis (Chinese soft-shelled turtle), 3909 nucleotides long. NCBI's taxonomy places the organism in Eukaryota, Metazoa, Chordata, Testudines, Trionychidae. The record is from RefSeq and is a predicted model, not a curated record.
CUGGGGGGUUGGGAUGCACCUUGUCACUUCUAGAGGGAUCCUGUGUUUUCUUUGAGAAACCUGGUCCCCUUUUUACCAGCCCCUCUCAGAGCAGCCUCACUGAGGUUGAACUAGGGCUGGGAAAAAGACAUCUAAGUGCAUCCCAGGGACUUUGCUUGGGCAUCUGCAGGGCAGGACAUGCUCUGAAACCCAGCAGUUGUGAGGCCUUUUGCAGCAGCUUGUGACCCCUGUCCCCUGCUUCUUCCAGGAGGCACCGGGGGAGUGUCAGGCCCCUCUGCAAGCAGAGAGAGAAGCAGCCAGAGCCGAAAUGCAGCGACAAAGCGAGGAGCUGCUGAAAUGGACAGAAGCUGAGCGGCAGAAACUCACCUGGGAGUGGAAGGUGCUGCGUGGGUUUCUGGAAGUGCAGGAGCAGCUGCUGCUGUUCCGGCUGGAAGAGCUGGAGCGAGCCAUUGUCCAGAGGCGGGAUGAGGGCGUCUGCAGACUGUUCUGGGAAACUUCCCUGCUCGGGGAGAGGGGAGGAGAGAAGGGGCAGCAGUUACUGACCCAGUCCCUGCAGGGCACUGGCAGUGCUGGGGGCAGGGAGGACGGAAUUUUUCCAGAGCCGAGCUUUGUGGUGCUGGAGCAGAGACUCAGCGAUUUCUCUCUGACAAGCGUCCGCCUGCAGGAGAUGCUGCUGGCAUUCAGAGAGACACUGCAGUUGGAGCUGGGGAGCGACACAGUCGCCCUUCUCGCCCCGCCAGGCUGCGGAACGACGUCUGUCUUUUACCCCAGCUCAUUCCCUCCUGCCCUGGCACAGGGCAGAGAAAUGGCUGCGGUGGAACCAGUUCAGGGGCUGGUGACCUUCGAGGAGGUGGCUGUGCAUUUCACCGAAGAAGAGUGGGUUCUGCUGGACCCCGCUCAGAGAGCCCUCUACAGAGACGUCAUGCAGGAGAACUACGAGAACGUGUCCUCGCUGGUCUACCUGUGGAACUCUUUGCCUGAGGAUAUGAAGGCCAAGACGAUAACAGGGUUCAAAUCAGAUCUAGCCAUCUGUACGCAAAGGCAAACAGGAUUAGCCGGCAAACAGGCAAACCCUAAGAAGAAAUGCUGCCUCACAUUCAAAGAAGAGUGGCUGGAUGAAAUAGUCGAAACAGAAUCUCAGCAAUUUAGAGGCAAGAGUCGUGUGCAGCUAAGGGAAAUUUUCCAGUACAGUGCCGAUGUGGGCUUGAUCUGCAAAAUGUGUGCUAAUGCUAGAAUCUCCAGCGACUUCUCUACGGGCAAGAAAUGGGAAAAUGGAUGGAAGUUGGACUACAUGAAGAGGCAUUUAUCUAGCAGAGGUCACGAAUCUGCUGUACAUAUUCUUAGAGGUGCAAAUUCUCACCUACCGAGACUUGACAUGCAAUGUAUUCCAUUAGAAACCACUAAUAACAGAAAGAAGAAACUGGAACUGAUGGAGAGGCAACGUGCAAAGCCAGAAGAAAUAAAAAUUCUCAUAGACAAUGUUCUGCUUGCAAUACAUAUGAAUGGCUCCAUGAACUGUGUGCAAAGUAUAAACGACCACAUGGCAAAGUAUCUGCCUCUUCCAGCGAGUUGGCGUAGCAAAAACUAUGCUUUCAAGUUUCUGGAGUCCAUCAACAGUGUUGUCCACGCAGAAAUCAUGUCACAGCUUCGCCUCUCAUCUUACCACACACUCAUUAUUGAUGAAAGUGCAGAUAUUUGUGUUAACAAGGUGCUGAUAAUUUACUUUAAGUUCAGAGAUGCAGCAUCUGCAGCUUAUAAAACCGUGUUUGGUGGCAUUAUAAAAUUAUCCGCUUGUAAUGCGCAAGCUAUUACAGCGGCUAUCAAAGAUUUCUACACACUGAAUAAGCUGGAUUUGAUGAAAAUGGUCAUGUUCACAUCAGAUGGUGCUUCUGUCCUGCUGGGGGGAAACAAUGGAGUUGCCACACAACUCAAGCAGUAUGUUCCGCACUUAAUAGAGCAGCACUGUGUGGCCCAUCGAGAAGACUUGGGGUUAGUUGAGGCAUGGAACCAAGUACCGAUGAUGAGAACGAUAGAGACACUUUUGAAGACCAUUUACACCGUCUUCUGCCGAUCCUCAGACGGACGGGGCCAAUUUGAGGAAAUGGUAAAUGUCACCGAAAAUGAGACUGUAUCAUUUAAACCUCUCAAUGAAGUGAGGUGGCUUUCUCGACAUUUCACGGUAAGCGCUCUCAUGCGCAAUUAUGAGACCCUUCUCAGGUACUUUGAACGUGAACUCUCAGAAAAUAAUGACCCAAUAGCAAAGUACUGCCUGAAUAAGCUCUCUGACACCAAUUACCGUAUCACGCUAAUGGCAUUAAAUGAUGUUUUACACGAAUUAGCAGAGCUGACCAAAUGCUUUCAGAAGAGCUCCUUAACAACUGUUGAAGCUGUGCACUUAGCAAGGGACCAGAUUCGAAAGAUGAGAGGGCAGUAUCUCGGAGAAACAGUCUUUUGGAGCAACAGUGUAAAACACCUCAUUGGCUCACGCACAAGAGGUGAACAAUUUAGCGGUGAAACUAUUCUGAAUUUCGUGUCCCUACUGUGUGAUCAUCUCAAUAAAAGGUUCCCGGAAAAAGAACUAAAUGAAUGGGCAGCUUUUGACUUUGCUUCACUUUCCUCCCAGCAAAACAGUCAUGAAUUUGGCAGUGAAAACAUUGUCAAGCUAGUUGACAAAUACCGAAAAAUUUUGGACCUUAGUCGAGUGACGUUGUCUGCUGAAAACACCAUGGAGGAGGAGGAGGAGGAAGAGGAGUUCAUUGUGAACCAGUACAAAGAUUACAAACGGAUAAUUUCAGAGAAACAUGAGGCAAAGCUGCUGACAAAUUUCCAGGAAAUGGUGUCUUUCAGUCUACAAAAUGCAGAACACUACAGCAUCAUUUCACAACUGGUGGAUAUAUGUGCAACCUUCCAAGCAUCCAGUGCUGAUUGUGAGCGUGGCUUCAGUCUUAUGAAUAAUAUCAAAACUAAAAUGCGGAGCAGAUUGAAAGAAGCUCACCUGGAUAUGUUAAUGAGGAUAAAAUUUCACACUGCAAAUGCAGGAGAAAUAAACCUUGAUACUGUCUAUAAUCAUUGGAAGAGUGGUAGAGACAGAAGAGAAAAGGUUCGUGACCAGCGGCGGGUAUCUGUCCCAACAUCUAGCCUGCCAACUACCAGCUCGAGGUCUCAUUCCAGUGACAGUGAUUAGUGGUCUAAUCACAAAAAUACAUUAAUUUAUUUCAUGUGUCAAAACAAAAGAACAUUGAAUUUUAUGUCACAACUUACAAGAAUCUAUUGCAAUAUGGAAAGACACUUACAUAAAAAACGUUUUUCAUGGUUCACACCAAGAGAUACAGUCUUUAAUUUCAAGCAUAAAGAAAGCGUAUCAAUUGUUUUAUUUUAUGCAACAGUACUAAUGAUAAAAUAUUUUCUUUCUUAUGUCAAGAAAAUGGAUAGCUUUGUUUUAUGCCCCAAAGAAAUAAAGAUCUGUAAGAUUCUAAAAGAUCCCAGAGGGGUUUCCCUAGGGAUUUUAUUUGGGAACUCUAUUCUAGUAAGACUUUAUUAGCUGUUUUGGUUUUUAUUAUUGAUUUUAGUAACAUCUUAAGCAGUGUAUCUUGUAAGAUUCUAAAAGGUUACUGAAAACUUGGUAGUGUUAAUUUUCUUCUUAAUUUGACUCCUGUGGCACCUCCAAGACUAACAGGUAUACUAACCAAGUAUAUACUAGAAUGAAUUUUGUUCUAUGCACUAGUAUAUUUAUGACUGCUUCUGUAAUUUCCACUUCAUGCAUUUGACAAAGUGGGUUUUUGCCCAAAUAGAUGUUAGUCUUUACAGUGCCACAGGACUCUUUGUUGUUUUUUGCAGAUGCAGGCUAACAUGGCUACCCCUCUGAUACAUUUUUUUUAAUUUGAUUUCCUAUUAAAUCAACAUUUUAAG